CCAUCUUGAGACAUGUGUCUCCUUAGAUAUUUUGGCUUUUAGAAAAUAACGUUUAGAAUCCACGUUUGCGUCUCAACACGUGGCGCCCCCACCCCUUUGUUUUCUUCCUUUUGUACUACCAUAUACCCUGAUUCUCUGUUGUCGCAGCGUGCACGCAAUCGCAAAGAGACACGCGUCCCCGUAACCAAUCUAAUGUUGACACAUUUAAUGGCGGGAGUGGGAGCAUCACAGAAUCUGUUGCUCAGACAAGAAGCCACGUGUAUCACCCUUGAGCACCGUACCAACCGCUAUAAAUAUGUGAGGAUCGCGACGCUGCGUGUAGGUUGUAAAAAAAGCUAAAUGAUUUUUUCUAGAAGGGUAGAUUCUCCGUCAGUCCCAAUGAUGAACUCGUCUCGACCGGUCCGAUUCAAGCAACCGAGUCGAUUACCGAGUUUCGGCGAAACGGUAAUAGAGAACGAGCAGGUGCUGACUCUCGUCUUCGAGUCAAUCAGCUGGGACAUCCACACGAUAUGCGCAGUCGCCUCCGUGAGCCGUAGGUUCUGGGCGAUCGCGAGACGCGUUCUGUGGCGUUCGCUCUGCGUUCACCGCGCUCCGGGGAUGGCGGCGGCAUUGUCCGGAUCAGAUCCGAGCGGGAGAAUCGACGGGGGAUGGCAGGCGCUGGCGAAACUCAUGUUCUUCUGCGGCGGCGGCGAGUCGACUCGGUGGCCGGGUCACUUCGCGUCCGAGUCGAGAUUCUCCAAGACCUCCGGGAGGUUUUUUCUGCCGAAAAACUGCCGGGGAGAUCUCUUGUACGUGAGCGAUCCGUGCGAGCAUGAGGCGGUGGGUGGUGGCGGAGAAGAGCAUUUAGGUGUUUUCAGAGGGGUAUUUAGGGAAUUUAUGAGGUCGAAGACGAGGCAGUGUCUCGUGAGGAGACAGGCGGAGCUUGAGGAGAAGGUUAGGUGUCCGUAUUGCGGAGGGCGCGUGUGGAGCAUGAAGGCGGCGCGUUUAGUUCCUAAGAGCGCGGCGAGGCGGUUGGGGUCGAGAGACGGUGGGCUAGAGUUCUACGUUUGCGUUAACGGUCACUUGCACGGUACUUGCUGGUUGAUUCCACUCUCGUCGGAUGAAGAAGAGAGGGAUUUUGAUGGUGAAGAGGACGAUGAUAGCGACGAUUUUUUACGGGGGUGAGAUCUAAUCCAGUGGUGGUGGACUUUGGAGGCAUAUAUGCAAACAGCAGAAGGGAAGAGGUUUCAAUUAGAUUGUCUUAGAGCUCGAGUUGAAGAAUCUCAGAUUGAGAGAUCUGAUCUACACUGUUGAUUUGUGAUGGCUUUGAGAACGAUAAAGUUUUGAUUUAUUGUUGUCAUUUAGCACCUCUAGUUAACCGUUUUGGCCCACUAAACAUAUUUGGGCCCGUGGAUGGAAGCUUAGAGCUACACCAUGGGUUCCAUAGUGAAAAUAUUCUAUGUACAAUAGUAAAAUUUAUUUUUUCUU
Messenger RNA from Brassica oleracea var. oleracea, 1467 nucleotides. Its product is annotated as EID1-like F-box protein 3. The transcript has a single exon. The record is from RefSeq and is a predicted model, not a curated record. Lineage: Eukaryota; Viridiplantae; Streptophyta; Magnoliopsida; Brassicales; Brassicaceae. Bases 340 to 1164 code for a protein of 274 amino acids.